Aspergillus tanneri is the source of this 1326-nucleotide messenger RNA. RefSeq names its product cytochrome P450. Gene Ontology annotation, molecular function: iron ion binding; oxidoreductase activity, acting on paired donors, with incorporation or reduction of molecular oxygen; steroid hydroxylase activity. NCBI's taxonomy places the organism in Eukaryota, Fungi, Ascomycota, Eurotiomycetes, Eurotiales, Aspergillaceae. The transcript is spliced from 2 exons. The record is from RefSeq and is a predicted model, not a curated record. Bases 1 to 1326 code for a protein of 441 amino acids.
AUGUCCGAAAAGGCGCUCGAGAUCUAUGAGAAAGACGAUUCAGGGGGAAGCAAUCGGCCAUAUCCUGGAAGCACAGUGGAGGCCAGAAACCGUGUUGACUACCGAUCGUAUCAGACCAUUACACAACUUCUCGCAGGCAACGGUCUGAAGCCCUUCUGGCGACGGUAUCAGGCCAAUGUGACUAAGCGUCUGAAAGAUCAUGAACUUGGCUCGCAGUGGGAGCACUGGCCGGACUUUAUGCACUUCUUUGAAACAGAAAUAUCAACUGCAACUGUGGAUGCUCUCUGUGGCGAGUACCUCCUCAAGCGUAGACCUGGUUUCCUCAAAGACCUCUGGAAACUUGAUCGCGAACUCGACGUGCUGUUCAGGGGUACGCCUAGGAUCUUCGCACCCAGGAUUUACGCAACCCGCGACCGGCUUCUUGAUGCGAUCAAAGACUGGCAAGCAUUCGCAAGAAAAAAUUUUCACCCUUCUUUCAUUGAGCCAAGUGGAGACGACCCUUUCUGGGGCAGCAAAUUUUUCAGGGAUCGGCAAGAUGUCUUUCUUGACAUGGACGGCAUGGACUAUGAUGCAAUUGCAUCUGAGGACUUCGGUGCUAUUUGGGCAUCCACACGCAACUCCAUUGUGGCGGCGUUUUGGACUGUGUUGGAAAUCUUCCAAGACCCUGCCCUGCUUGCCAAAGUAAGGGAAGAGAUUAAAACCUGCACAACUGACGAUCCCGACACAUCCUUCGAUAUCGAUCGGUUAUUGCAGUCACCACUUCUGCAAUCUAUUUAUGCAGAGACUUUGCGACUGCGUGUGCACAUCUUCAUUGUACGCGCGCCCAAGAAGUACAAUCUACAAAUCCGAGAUUGGUUUAUACCAGUAGGAAAGACACUCCUCAUGAGUUCUACUCCCGCGCAUAUGGACUCGAAUGUCUGGAAUACGGGAGCGAGGGACGAGCAUCCCCUCGACAGCUUUUGGGCUGCGAGAUUUCUGAGAAUGCCUGGUAAUGAAUGCAGCGGACCCAGAAAGUGUAUAGGAGUGACCAACUCGCCUUCGACUGAAUUGAAAAGCCCGUCGAAGACAUCUCAGACAACGUUCGCCCCGGAGGAUGUUGAAGGAUCGUGGAUUCCUUAUGGUGGAGGUCCUCGCAUGUGCCCAGGUCGGCAUUUCGCAAAACGUGAGAUUAUUCUGACGGCGGCAAUGAUGAUUUCCUUGUUUGAUUGUGAAGUCCUAACAGACGUUCGGUCUUUGAAAAUGGACAUGAGGGGGUUCGGAUUUGGGACCUUAAAUGUUGUCGGCAAAGUUCCGGUGCGAAUCAGGCGUAGAAACAUAUGGACUUGA